UCCGGCGGCCGUAAAGCGCAGACAAGAAGUGUCGUAGUGGGUGCGCAGUGAGGCAGGAGCUACAGCGGCUUGCGGCUAGGAGCAUCCUAGAACCAUGAUCGAGGUUGUGUGUAACGACCGGCUGGGCAAGAAGGUCCGUGUGAAGUGCAACACUGACGACUCAAUAGGAGAUCUGAAGAAACUGAUCGCGGCCCAGACAGGCACCCGUUGGAACAAGAUUGUUCUGAAGAAAUGGUACACAAUCUUCAAGGACCAUGUGACUCUGGGGGACUAUGAGAUCCACGAUGGAAUGAACCUGGAACUUUAUUACCAAUAGGGGUAGCACCACCCCACCCCCCAAAUCUGCACCUCUCUUCCCUUUCUAGAAGUCUAAUAAAAUAACUUCAAUGCUGGU
This is a messenger RNA of Trichosurus vulpecula (common brushtail), 394 nucleotides long. Its product is annotated as ubiquitin-like protein 5. The record is from RefSeq and is a predicted model, not a curated record. Gene Ontology annotation, molecular function: protein binding; protein tag activity. Lineage: Eukaryota; Metazoa; Chordata; Mammalia; Diprotodontia; Phalangeridae. Gene Ontology annotation, cellular component: cytoplasm; nucleus. The transcript has 5 exons. Bases 95 to 316 code for a protein of 73 amino acids. Gene Ontology annotation, biological process: mRNA splicing, via spliceosome; protein modification process.